Messenger RNA from Stegastes partitus (bicolor damselfish), 1222 nucleotides. It is a transcript of the gene rnaseh2a, whose product is annotated as ribonuclease H2, subunit A. The record is from RefSeq and is a predicted model, not a curated record. Gene Ontology annotation, biological process: mismatch repair; DNA replication, removal of RNA primer. Gene Ontology annotation, molecular function: RNA binding; RNA-DNA hybrid ribonuclease activity. Gene Ontology annotation, cellular component: ribonuclease H2 complex. NCBI's taxonomy places the organism in Eukaryota, Metazoa, Chordata, Actinopteri, Pomacentridae. Bases 106 to 1032 code for a protein of 308 amino acids. The transcript is spliced from 9 exons.
AACGACGACGAAGAAGAAGCUCAUGACGUCAUCCCAACGGCGCCAAAUCUGCAGCGAACGGAAACAAACGUAACGUGUAAACUACGUUCACCGUCCAAAACAGUCAUGGACCUGAACCCGUUUGACGUCAACAACUCAGUGAGCUGCCGGUUGACCUCCGAGAUCCCAGAAGUCUGCAGGACGGAGGACUGCUGUCUGGGCAUCGACGAGGCAGGCAGGGGGCCUGUGUUGGGGCCUAUGGUGUAUGGGAUAUGUUUCUGUCCAGUUUCCAAAAAGGAGGAUCUAAAAGACUUGAAAGUGGCAGAUUCAAAGACCUUAUCAGAGCCAGAAAGAGAGAAUCUUUUCCAAACAUUAGAUGAGGCCAAAAGUUAUGUUGGCUGGGCUCUGCAGAUUCUCUCACCCAAUACCAUUUCUACCAGCAUGUUACAGAGGACAAAAUACAACCUGAACGCCCUUUCACAUGAUACAGCAAUUGGUCUAGUGCAGUUUGCUUUGGACAGGGGAGUACAGCUGAAGGAGGUUUAUGUGGACACAGUUGGUCCAGCAGAGAAGUACGAGGAGAAACUUUCUAAGCUGUUCCCAGGUAUUAAGGUGACUGUGAGGCCAAAAGCUGACUCCCUCUUCCCCAUUGUCAGUGCAGCCAGUAUCUGUGCGAAAGUUGCUCGGGAUCGAGUUGUGAAAGGCUGGAACUUUGCAGAGGACCUUGGAGAGGUGGACACAGAUUAUGGCUCAGGAUACCCCAAUGACCCAAAGACUAAAGCAUGGCUGCUGAAGUACCUUGACCCAGUAUUUGGUUACCCUCAGUUUGUUCGAUUUAGCUGGAGCACUGCUCAAACCCUGAUGGACAGCAAGGCGGUGUCUGUCCACUGGGAUGACGAUGAAGAAGAUGGAGAGAAGGCAGCGCAGCGGCAGAACAACAGGUCCAUGUUGUCCUACUUUGGUGCAUCAGCUGGAGGGAAUGACCAGAAUGGGACCCACCAGACACACCGCUACUUCACUGAUCGGAGACUGAAGAGUCUCAACACUCUCUAAAGACUUUAUUAUCAUAUAUACUGAAGAUUGUAUGCGCACUGGGGGAUUUUCAUAUGCAGCCAGUAUAUAAACUCAGAAGGACUUUACUAAAGCAUCGCAGACAUGGUUUAUCACCGCUUGUAUCACAAUCUGUCUUUAUCUGUCCUGUUUGUACCUGUUUUUAUACAUAAAUAUAAUUUUUAAAAAUUGU